Messenger RNA from Aspergillus campestris IBT 28561, 1479 nucleotides. Its product is annotated as WD40 repeat domain-containing protein. NCBI's taxonomy places the organism in Eukaryota, Fungi, Ascomycota, Eurotiomycetes, Eurotiales, Aspergillaceae. The coding region runs from base 76 to 1257 and encodes 393 amino acids. Gene Ontology annotation, cellular component: TORC1 complex; TORC2 complex. The transcript is spliced from 4 exons. The record is from RefSeq and is a predicted model, not a curated record. Gene Ontology annotation, molecular function: protein binding. Gene Ontology annotation, biological process: TOR signaling; regulation of actin cytoskeleton organization.
UUGCGAUUCUCCUUUCUCAAACCUCCCCGCCAACCUCGUUCGCUCCCGUUUCCCAUCGCUGACUGUAUCUUCAAGAUGAGCGUUAUUCUCUGUACUGCCGGAUAUGACCAUACAAUUCGCUUCUGGGAGGCGUUGUCGGGGAUCUGUUCGCGCACCAUCCAACAUCCAGAUUCCCAAGUAAACCGUCUAUGCAUCACCCCCGACAAGCGGUAUUUGGCCGCAGCGGGGCAUAACAACAUCAAACUGUAUGACAUCAAGUCAUCCAACCCGAAUCCGAUCAUGUCGUUCGAUGGCCACACGAGCAACAUCACCGGCGUUGCUUUCCACUGCGAGGGAAAGUGGAUGGUGACCAGUUCCGAGGACAACACGGUUAAAGUUUGGGACACGCGCACUGGCAGUCUGCAGCGCAAUUAUGCCCACAAGGCUCCUGUUAACGACGUCGUGAUUCAUCCUAAUCAGGGCGAGCUCAUCAGCGGCGAUCGCGCUGGCAUCGUCCGUGUCUGGGACUUGGGGGAGAGUGUUUGCACCCACCAGUUGAUUCCGGAAGAUGACGUUGCCGUGCACAGUGUGAGCGUCGCCAGCGACGGGUCUCUCUUGUGUGCGGGGAAUAAAAAGGGGAACGUCUAUAUCUGGCGCAUGAUCCAAGACGCCGAGAUCACACGCAUCGUCCCGAUCUGUACCUUCCAGGCCCACAAGGACUACCUCACGCGGGUUCUCCUCUCCCCCGACGUCAAGCAUCUCGCGACCUGCUCCGCCGACCACACAGCCAAGGUGUGGAACCUAGACCUCGACUACCAGCCAGCCAAGCUAGCCGCAGCCGCAGCCGCUCGCGCCAAGGCCAAAGGCCUGCUCUCCCCAGAGAAAGCAGCGUCCCCCGCAGCGACCACACCAGAAUUCCAGCUCCGCCUGACACCCAACGGCCGAGCCGCCGACGAACUGAACCCAUUCAGUCUAAUCGACGGCGCCACGCCAAGCACACCCAGCAACGAGCCCCAGCAGAGCUUCCCCGUGCAACCCGACGGGCCCCCCAUGGACCCAAACACAGGAACACUGUAUCUGGAGACCACACUGGCGAACCACCAACGCUGGGUUUGGGACUGCGCCUUCUCAGCCGACUCAGCCUACCUCGUUACCGUCUCCAGCGACCACUACGCCCGUCUGUGGGAGCUCUCUUCGGGGCAGAUCAUCCGCCAGUAUAGCGGCCACCACCGCGGCGCUGUAUGCGUUGCCCUCAACGAUUACUCCGAGCCUCGAUAGGUAGCCAGAUAUACCUGGUGGGAUUGUCGUCACUGUGAUUGUUGUUUCUUCUUCCUUUUUAAUUCCUUCAUUUAUAUGGGCUAGCAUGGCGCUUCGGAUUGGGCGGGAGGCACUUAUAUGCUUCCUUGUUUUUUUUUCCUGGUGUUCAGGGUUGUUAUUACAGCUGUUUGGGGUUUGAUUUUGUUUGCUGUUAGUAUUUAUCUACCGAGUAGGGAGUAUCAU